AUGUUCGACAGCGGGUUAAUCUUGUGCUCAAGAGGGAUCCGAAGGACUGGCACUUCCGAGGUGCUUGUCCGUGUUGUGCAUUUGAGCAAGGUAUCAUUCUUCAAGCAAACAGGAAUCUUCAUCAUGGCAUGCCGCCAUGGCUUGGUAGAGUGCAUUGUAGAAAUGAAACGAAGUGGCGAACUUGCAAAGUACGGACUCGCCGCAGUUAAUCGGUUGCUGGAUAGUUGUGGGAGCUUUCAGGGUCUUGGUCAUGACAUCAGUUGUACGUCGCGCAAGACUAUUGCUGCCAAACAGUCGAACCUUAUUGUUGCCGUCAACGCCUUCCAUGGCUACGCCCACAACCGCCGAUGCCAGCUAGCAAACCACCCCUUGUAUAUGAAUGGGUUUGGCAUUGAAGACCUCGAAACCUGUGAAUGGAUUUUUUCAAGUUCAAAUAGCGCAGCAAUCCUCAUUCGACACGCAUUGUAUUUUCAUUAG
Messenger RNA from Suillus subalutaceus, 477 nucleotides. RefSeq lists its product as uncharacterized. The record is from RefSeq and is a predicted model, not a curated record. The transcript has 4 exons. Lineage: Eukaryota; Fungi; Basidiomycota; Agaricomycetes; Boletales; Suillaceae. The coding region runs from base 1 to 477 and encodes 158 amino acids.